Molecule: messenger RNA, 994 nt
Organism: Vicia villosa (hairy vetch)
Lineage: Eukaryota; Viridiplantae; Streptophyta; Magnoliopsida; Fabales; Fabaceae
Product: 2-hydroxy-palmitic acid dioxygenase MPO1-like
Exons: 4
Coding region: 135-728 (197 amino acids)
Biological process (GO): sphingoid catabolic process
Cellular component (GO): endoplasmic reticulum
Source: RefSeq, a predicted model, not a curated record
AAAAGCGAUUAUGUGCCCAAAUCAGCACAAACGUUUUAUCCUAAGAAAACAAAGCUUCUAUAUGUAUCCCAAUCAAGCAAUAUAUAACUCAUUUUGAAUCAAUCAAAAUAAUCAUAUUUUUCUUAACAAAAAAAAUGGGGUUAUUAGAUCUGGAAAAGCACUUUGCAUUCUAUGGUUCUUAUCAUAGCAACCCAAUUAACAUUGUUGUUCACAUAUUCUUUGUUUGGCCAAUCCUCUUCACCGCUCUUCUUUUCUUCUACUUCACCCCUCCUAUUUUCUCUCCUCCCCAAACACUCCUUAAUGUUAUUCCUCCUGUCUUGAUUUUCAACUUCGGUUUCUUCUUCGCCGUUUUCUACGCUCUCUUCUACGUUGCUUUGGAUACUAAAGCCGGUUCCUUCGUUGGUGUUCUUACUUUACUUUGUUGGGCUUCUUCCAGUUUCGUCGCUAAUUCCAUCGGCUUUGAUCUCGCCUGGAAGGUUGUGUUGGGUACUCAGUUGUUUUGUUGGACAGCGCAGAUUAUUAGCCAUUUUGUCUUUGAGAAACGUGCACCAGCUCUAUUGGACAACUUGGCUCAAGCUUUUCUAAUGGCUCCUUUCUUUGUAGUUCUUGAGAUUCUGCAAAAGACGAUUGGAUAUGAACCAUAUUCUGGAUUUGAGAAAAAUGUGAAGGCAAGGAUAGCUACUAAUAUCAAAGAAUGGAAGGGCAGGCAACGAAAGAAACAUACUUAGCUUAAAAAAAUGUUUACAAAUGUUGUUUUAGAACACUCCUUGGAAAUAAAGAAAAUUAAUAAUUUGAGAGACUACUAGUCAGACUAGAUAAGAUGAAUGUUGUUGAUCGAUAUUUGGGGAUAAGGUUGGAAAAUGUUGAAAUGUAUUUGUGGAUUAGAUUUUCAAUUUAAUUUCUUUUUGUUAUUAUUUAAAUUAUGAUUAUUUUUAGAGAUAGCCAUUGUCAAUAAUUUAGUUACACUUUAAAAUGAUUGAAUCAAAAUUUUAAA